Messenger RNA from Doryrhamphus excisus (bluestripe pipefish), 4197 nucleotides. It is a transcript of the gene zzz3, whose product is annotated as zinc finger, ZZ-type containing 3. NCBI's taxonomy places the organism in Eukaryota, Metazoa, Chordata, Actinopteri, Syngnathiformes, Syngnathidae. Gene Ontology annotation, molecular function: zinc ion binding. The record is from RefSeq and is a predicted model, not a curated record.
GGGCGUUGGUGUUUUUCGGCACAUACACACGCACGUUAAACUGUAAAGUUGUGAGCGAAACAAUCGGCUACCGAGGCUAACUAACAUGGAGCUACUGAGGCUAAACUAGCCGCUAACAUAAUCGCCGCUAUGUUUGUUGGCCAAUUAUUCUGCUCCAAUCGGCAUUUGCAAUACAACGCAAUACUGUCUACUGGUUUCACUGGAUGGUCGUGAUACAUUUCCUUCGCCCAACUGCUGUGGUCGCACUGGUUAGCAACGUCAACAACGUUAUUAGCUUUAGCCAAGCUACACAGGAGCUUGCCACGAUUCUUUACUACGCGCAGCUGAGCAGCGAUGUGUCCACUCGGCCAGCCUGAGAAGACGCCUCGCUUGGUCCGACUGAAUUAGCAUGGGUCGCUGGCACUCUGGAGCUUUCUAAGGUGCCCGUGUUCUGCUGCAGUGGAGAGCGCAUCAGGAUGCGGAGACUGUAGGCACCCGCCGUAGUAUGGCCGCGUCCCGUUCCUCACGCGUCACAAGGUCAUCAGUAGGGCUCAAUGGAUUGGAUGAAAACUUUUGUGGCCGAACACUCAGGAACCGCAGCAUUGCCCAGCUUGAGGAGACUUCGGUGCCUCCGCUUCCCAGGGCCCGGUCGCCCAAGAAGAAGCAGGACUCCAAGCAGGUGGCCAAGCAGGAGUCUCGGAAGGACGAAAAGCAGGAGUCCAAGCAUAAGACCAAGCAAGAUGCUAAAGAGGACAUUGACGGUGACUCAAAGCAGGACUCUCAGCAGCAGAUGUCAUUGCAGGGAAGGCUGAAGGACACAAAGGACUCUAAUGCUUCCACAGCGAGUGAGCAGCCGCUGUCAGUGGCCUCCAGGAAACGGAGUGGGUCCUGUCUGGAAAAGGACAAUAGCCUGGAGAAGUCGGAACAUUGUGACAAAGGGAAGGAGGCGCCGGAUGCCUCUCUUUUAAUCAAAAGGGCCAAGCGGCGUUCCUGCUCUGGAGAGCCUCAGGGAUGUGAUGAGGAUGCAGAGAAGCCUGUCUCUACUCCAGAGCCUCACAAGGGCAACAGAUGUGAUGACAUUCCCAACCUAAACUCUAAUGUGGCUCCCGCCUCACCUGCUCUCAGUGAAGAGGAAGGACAGCUGUCAGAGGCGAGAGUCAAAGAUGGCCGCCUGGAGUGUGAUGGGCCCUCGCAGCCCAACAAUGCUCACAAGGCCUCUAAUGGGUUGGGCGACAAUACAGCAGAGGAACUCACUGAGGAGUCAUGUACCACUCCCACCAGCUGCCCCGCGCUGCUCAAUGGUAGCCAGGCCCGGGCCCUUUCCUGCCCCCACCCUACGGUGCCUUGUACGAACUCUUGCUCUGUGCACAUAGUCGCUAGCUCAGAGGACUCAUUGGCGCUUGUCCGGGGCGCUCCAGGGGACCCCCUCCCAGAGCUUAUUGUGGCCAAGGAGCAGGAGGUGGAGAACAUGGAGGUGGACUUGGUGGGUGACCCUCUGUGCUUGGCCGGCGAGGAGCAGGUGACGGAGACAGAGUGUGACACCAACGGGUGCCUGCUUACGCCAGAGCCAGACGCCAUCAACUCGCCCCCCUCGGCCACCGAAGCCAACUGUUGUUCAGCUUACAACAGCAACUCAGGAGAAACAACGUCCCCGCUGCCGCCAUCUUCCCCGCCGCCUCCACCCCCAGAGCCAGGGUGGGACUCGUCUGUGCCAAGCACACCCCCACCUUUCACGGAGCUGUACGAACACAGAUACACACUACGGACUUCGCCCAGGAAGGUCGUCACUGGUGGCAAGACGACCUCCUCCAAGGCCAGCUCUCCACCUCCCCCAGACAAUGGCCCCCUCAAGGAGGAGGUGGUGGAGGGCAUGGAGGAGGGCUGCCCCGUGGUGGUAAAACCCGCGCCGUCAGACUCUGUUGAUACCCUGAAGGAGGAGCUGGGCUGUGCAGGUCUUGGACAUGAAACCUGUGGUGAGGAUGGCGGUCCAGGGGGGGGCAAAGAUGUCAAUGCUGGCAAGGAAGCGACGUGUGGCCACACAGCUGACGAGGAGGAGGAAGAGGAGGAGCCUGAUGUGUACUAUUUUGAAUCUGACCAUCUGGCUCUUAAACACAACAAAGAUUACCAGAGGUUGCUCCAGACAAUCGGCGUCCUGGAGGCCCAGCGAACGCAGGCCAUCCUGGACCUGGAGACCUUGGCACGGCACCAAAAAGAUGCCCUGGCUGACCCUAUCAGCUUUGUGGAGCAGCUGCAGAAACAGGUCAGUCUGGGCUUGCCGUGUCCUCAGCGAGUGGUUCAGCUCCCGGACAUCUCGUGGGAACAGUACACCUCUGGCCUGGGGGAUUUUGCACGGGAAUUCUGCGAUAAGAAGCGUAAAACCAGGCAGCUCAAGCUUAUUUUUGACAAAGGCUUGCCUGCCCGACCAAAAAGUCCCGUGGAGCCCAAGAAGGAGUACGAUUCCUCCAGCAUGUACUCCUCACUGCCCACUAGUGACGGCCCAGAUAAUGGCAGGCAGACGCAGAUGAUCAGGGGGAGGAUCUGCCACCCAAACAAGCCUGACACAUUUAACCAGCUGUGGACUGUGGAGGAGCAGAAAAAACUGGAGCUACUCCUACUAAAGUUCCCGCCCGAAGAAGUGGAGUCCAGAAGAUGGCAGAAGAUUGCAGACGAGUUGGGCAAUCGGACAGCAAAACAGGUCGCCAGCAGGGUGCAGAAGUACUUCAUCAAACUGACAAAAGCUGGAAUCCCCGUGCCUGGAAGGACCCCCAACCUGUGCAUGUACACUAAAAAGGCAUCCAACAAGAGGCAGCACCACCUCAACAAGCACCUCUACCGCCCUUCUACCUUCCUCACCUCCUACGAGCCCCCUGUCUUCAUGGAUGACGAGGACGAGCGCUUGGCGUAUUAUAGCAGCAUGCAGGACCCUUCUGCUGAUGACUCGGACGACGAGGGCGUCCCAGCGGAGCUGAGAAACCUGCCCGAGUACAAAGAACUGUUGGAGUUGAAGCGGCUGAAAAAGCAAAAGAUGCAGGAGAUCCACGAGGACAAAGUGGCCGUGCGACACAUUGGCUACAAGUGUGACAUGUGCGGCAUGGAGCCCAUCCAGGGGGUGCGAUGGCACUGUCAGGAUUGUCCACAGGACAGCGCGCUGGAUUUCUGCUCCAACUGCUCUGACUGUUUGCUGAAGACAGAGACUCACAAGCCCAAUCACCACUUGGAACCAGUGUACCAGGUGGACACCUUCCUGGACAGAGACUACUGCCUGCCGCAGAGCACAAGCUACAACUACCUGGACCCCAACUACUUCCCAGCCAACAGAUGACAGAGUGGCAGGCACCCGUAGCUCCAGGCUCUUUCCACGUGUCCCACAGGCGACUCUGUGCAUGGCUCCAUCGUCCAAGUCUAAGACAAGCGCUUUAUCCCGCCGUCAGGCUGCAAUGUCAGCAGGCAGGCGGUGAAGGCGGUGCAGGCAGCGGCCUCAGAGCGGACCACAGUGAUGCUGCUGCUGGGGGAUCCGUGAUGGUCCUCCACUUCCCGCUCCACCUCAGCCAGGUUAAAUAAUCAACAGAUCUGUGAUUUGAAAACACUAUUAUAAAGACAAAAGUGGACUGAAGGCACGCCAACAUUCCCGACUCCAGGAAGGCUUUUUUUUCCUCCUCCUCCAUUGUCGCCCGCGCUCACCCCCACGUGCUGCUGUCAUCGUGGACUGUGAACGUCAUGGAGUGUUUCCUAAUUCACACGCUAACACUGUCACACCUGCUUCUUCUUCCUCGUUUUCUUCCCGUCGUCCUUGCGGCCUCUCAAGUCUCAAAGGAUGUUUCAAUCCAUCUAGUUUCUCUUUCACUGUGUUGGAUCACAUAAAGUGUUUAUGGUGACCAGUAGAUGGCGCUAGCUGUUGCGUGCCAAUUGAGGGGAAAAAACAGUUUUGUCACAUCUUUCAUUCAGCGCUCCACUUGGAAAAGAUUGUAUUUUUAUUCGUCUAUUUAAAAAAAGAUUAGAGGUGGCACUCGUUGUCUCCACAGUGGAACUGCGCUCAUUUUUACACACACACACACACACUCUGUCAUAGAUUCAGUUUGUGCUUGACUAGACACAUCUUCACCUCUUUGACACCUGCUUCAGUAUCCGUGUGUAACAGCCUGUUCUUAUGUAAAGAAAAAAAACCAUGUACAAAAAUGCUAGAGGACAAAAUAAAAGUAUGUGAAAAUAGUCUUUCUA